Messenger RNA from Meloidogyne enterolobii, 993 nucleotides. The record is from the annotation of a GenBank genome assembly. Lineage: Eukaryota; Metazoa; Nematoda; Chromadorea; Rhabditida; Meloidogynidae.
AUGUUAAAAUUAAAUAGAUUAUUUAGUUCUUAUUUUUAUCGACAAUCUAAUUUUAGAGCUUUAACUUUUUGUUUUGUUAAAUUAUCUAGUUAUAAUAGAAAUUCGUCUUCUUUUGAGAUAAUUGAAUCUAGUAAUGAAGUUAUAAAUCAAGCAAAUGUUGGUAUAAAAUAUAAAGGGUCAAUAGAAGCUUGUUUAAUUCAAGAAGAAUUACAGCUUGGAGAAAAUAAUAUAAUUCAAAUUUCAUUAAUACAAGGGAAAUCUGGCAAAAGAACAAUUAGUUUUGCAAGAAUGUUUAAAACAGAAAAUUCUGAAUGGAAAUAUUUACGUUUACCUAAUUUAUUAAUGCCAACUGAUGCUUACAAAUUUGUUAGAGCUUUGGAUAGAAUUAUUAUUGCUUGUAAUGGGGAAAAGAUUUUUGAUGAAUUUAAUUUAAACAAAAAAUUAGCAUUUGAAGAAAUAAUUACCGAUUUUUAUGAUAUUUCUCUUAUUUUAUUUCGAAAUGAGAAAGGCCAACUUGGAUUUAAAUUAAUUAAAAAAUUAAAGUCAGAAAAUAAAAUAAAUUCAAUUUUUAUCCCAAUUAAUUCCUUACUUUGGAUUCGAAAAAUAUUUGUUAAAAUACUUGAAGAAUUUGAUGGAAGUGAAAAAUUAAAAGAAUUAAGGGUUGAUUUAAAGAACUUUGAAUCUAAUGAAUUUAUAGAACAAAUAGAUGUUGUAAAUCCAAAAGGAGGGACAACUUUGGCUUCAGAUGAAUUGAAACUUGGGGAAAAUAAUAAAAUAAAAAUUGAAUUGAGAGAAGGAGUGUCGGGCAACAGAACUAUUCAAAUAAAGAAUGUUUAUAGAUUACAAAAUGAUAGUCAAUGGAGAGAUUUAUAUUUACCUAAAUUGUUAUUGCCAGAUGCUUUUAAUUUUGUUAAGGCUUUGGAUAAAAUUAUUAUUGCUUGUGAUGGGGAACGGGUUUUUGAUCUCUCAAGUAAGUUAUCCACAAUUAAUUAA